AUGGACCAGUGUGAUGACCUUGUCUACCAGUUCAAGUGCUACAAUGCCGAUAAGAAGCUGAACCUAAACUUCCUCCGGGAUCCUCCUCUAUUGCCCGAAGGGAUCACAGAGGAGAUGGUGGAGGCCUACAAGGGUGAAGAUGCCGACUCUGAAUCCUCAAGUGAGAUCGACUCGAGCAGCGAGGAGGACGAAGCCAUGCCCACACCUUCUACUGCCGAUGCCGUCAUACUCGAUGCUGAUGUUGCCGAUCCCCCGGAAGCUUAG
This is a messenger RNA of Prunus armeniaca (apricot), 264 nucleotides long. Lineage: Eukaryota; Viridiplantae; Streptophyta; Magnoliopsida; Rosales; Rosaceae. The record is from the annotation of a GenBank genome assembly.